AUGAAGAAAAAUUGGACAUUUAAUUCUCAUGUUCAAGGUCGCGAACGAAAGGCGAACGGUACGGACGAUAUGACCACAAGCAUGUCGGAGACGGUGGAUUGGACUUAUGCAAUAUGCGAACUCCUCGACAAACAGGGCGUUGAUUUGCGCAAAGAAAUGGAUGAACGACUGUUAGAAAUGGAGGAACAGUAUCGUCGAGAACGCGAGGAAAUAGAUAGACGUUUUGAUGAGCAACGAAGGGAAUACGAGGGUCAAAUACAAGUGCUGCAAGAGAAGGUGGAACAGCAGUCAAUGCUCAGUUCAAUGGUUCAGGAGGAUUCCGUUUCUGAGGAGGAAAGUAAGUACUGCUUUAAAUACUCUUGA
Messenger RNA from Hydatigera taeniaeformis, 363 nucleotides. The record is from the annotation of a GenBank genome assembly. NCBI's taxonomy places the organism in Eukaryota, Metazoa, Platyhelminthes, Cestoda, Cyclophyllidea, Taeniidae.